GCCAGAUUGAGUUGAACGAAUCGUCUCCGAGAAAUAGAUACAUCAAUCUUUAGGAGACCCCUGAGUCAUUUAAGUCCUCGUAGCAGCAGCAGCAGCAGCGUUUUCAGUUUUUUCUCAUAAUGCUCAUGGAUCAUUAGUGAUGGCGGAGUGUGAUUUUCCCCUAUAUCCUACAGAUGGCCGUUUAUACUGUAAUGCCACAUAUGAUGGCGUUCAAUGUUGGAACUAUACGUUAGCAGGGACCACAGCCUUUGGCGCAUGCCCAGAGAAUCAUCCAGCCUCUAUUAUCUUUGACAAUCCCUCUGGUUACUCAUAUAGAAAGUGUGAAAUAAGCGGAAUUUGGUGGAACAACAGCAACACUGGGAUACACGAGUUUGCUAAGUCCAAUUAUCAGCCCUGUGUUUCACAAGCAAUACUGGAGAUGCAUGAUAUUAAAGCAGACAUCCAUGAUCUCAACGUCGAAAGAAUCAAGCUAAUUAUGUAUAUUUACAUAAGUGGUUAUGCUGUGUCCAUUUUACUGCUGACCAUUGCCCUGGCCAUUUUCGGCUUGUUCAAGCAGCUCCAUUGCAGUCGUGUUUCAAUUCAUUCCAAUUUGUUCAUUUCAUACAUUCUGAGUGGUUCAAUGUGGAUUGUAUUUUACAAGGAGAUGUCGUUAAGCAACUUUUCCGUGGAGUCCAGACCGACCUGGUGUUACGUGUUGCAUGCCUUUACACAAUACACAACACUUUGUAACUUCGCCUGGAUGCUGUCAGAGGGAAUAUUCUUACACUUCUGUUUGGUUCAUGUGUUCUCUGAUAAACGGAAGCUGCUCAUUACAUGUUGCGUCGUUGGAUGGGUUCUACCCAUUUUCAUCACUGGUAUUUACUGCAUAGUCCGUGUCAUCGAUGGGGAGGAAGAAAAUCACGGAUGUUGGUUGGAAAUUCAGUGGUCGUUUUGGAUUCUGUUAAUACCUAUUAUUAUAUCUUUAUUGCUCAAUCUCAUCUUCCUAAUCAAUAUUUUGAGAAUUAUUUUAUCCAAAAUCCGGUCUUUUAACCAGAGGGAUUCCGACCAGUUCAGGAAAACAGUCCGCGCCAUAUUGAUCCUUGUUCCUUUGCUUGGAUUACAGUAUAUACUAAUGCCUCUGAACAACGACUCAUUUCUCUAUAAGAUAAUUGUCGCCAUAGUGACAUCGUAUCAGGGUGCAGUUAUUGCUGUGCUGUUUUGUUUCCUAAAUAGCAAGGUUUUAAAUCUUAUAAAAAGAAAAAUAAGAACGAAACAGUGGUGUGUUGGAAUACAGCGCCUUCCGCAAAGAAGUUCUAUUAGAUCGAGCUCGAGAAAAAGUAGUUCCUCCAAAAAGGAAGAAUAUGAUCUGACAGAGAACAGAGGGUCACGUGCUGUGUUUCUACCAAAGUAGACAUUUGGAAUCGAACCUUGAAUCAUGUAUUUUCCCGAUUAUAUGAAAACUGUAAAAAUAAGCAGAUUUCCUUGUCAAAUAUAUGCAAAUAAGUUUACAAACUGUUGAAGGUAAAAAUAAUUUGUUUGAAAAAAAGAUAAUAAUUGUAAGGUAAAAUGUUCAAUUUUGA
Molecule: messenger RNA, 1559 nt
Organism: Saccostrea echinata
Lineage: Eukaryota; Metazoa; Mollusca; Bivalvia; Ostreida; Ostreidae
Product: calcitonin receptor-like
Exons: 13
Coding region: 140-1390 (416 amino acids)
Biological process (GO): cell surface receptor signaling pathway; adenylate cyclase-modulating G protein-coupled receptor signaling pathway
Cellular component (GO): plasma membrane
Molecular function (GO): G protein-coupled peptide receptor activity
Source: RefSeq, a predicted model, not a curated record